Messenger RNA from Onthophagus taurus, 3646 nucleotides. Its product is annotated as mitogen-activated protein kinase kinase kinase 10. Gene Ontology annotation, molecular function: JUN kinase kinase kinase activity; ATP binding; protein binding. Gene Ontology annotation, biological process: protein phosphorylation. NCBI's taxonomy places the organism in Eukaryota, Metazoa, Arthropoda, Insecta, Coleoptera, Scarabaeidae. The record is from RefSeq and is a predicted model, not a curated record.
AGUGUAAUCAAGCAAUCCGAGAGUAAACGGAGAGGUGGCUAAGAAAAAAAAGAUGGCGACGGGCGAAUCCGCUGAUAAACAAAAUAAACGAUGAUCCCUCUUCGGGGAGCACCGGCCCAGUGUGAGUCGACCGCGCGCGCCCCGUGAACCACUCGUCCGGACAUGUGAGUGUGCGGGAGUGAAACGAAAUUAAAGUUAUCGAAAUUAACGAGAAACAAAAAGUCGAGAACUACGACGAAGACGACGACGACGACGACCAGGUGGUCGAGACAGUGUUUUUGUUUUUUUUUGUGACGUUCCCGAAAUGUACCUAGUUUUGGGGCCCACUUAACCAUCUAGAAAGUGCGGGCCGAUAACGCGUUUAUUUUUCCGUUUAUCAUUUCACAACCCUUUUUUGAUUUUUCGGAAAUAGAACAACCAGAAUAAUAGAUGACGGAUGCCUCCGUUGGUACGCACCUACCAUUCUUCGAGGUCCAUGGAAUCCCUUCGAAAUGGAGAAACGACGGUCGCGACGGUGCACGGUGGUGUCGAUAGUGUCGGCAGCAAUCCGUUCGUGCCCGUCCUGUGGACCGCCCUGUACGAUUACGAUGCACAAGGCGAGGACGAGCUGUCCCUCAGGAAGGGCCAGAUCGUCGAAGUCCUUUCCGAGGACGCCAAGAUCUCCGGCGACGAGGGCUGGUGGACGGGUAAAAUCGGGGACAAGGUGGGCAUAUUCCCUGCAAACUUUGUCAUCUACGAUGACCCGAUGAACCAGUUUGGCGCCUACAUCGAAGACAUCACCCCCAACGAAAUCGACUUCAGUGAGCUGGAGCUCGAGGAGGUGAUAGGCGUCGGGGGCUUCGGCAAAGUGUAUAGGGGCGUUUGGGACGGCCACGAAGUCGCCGUUAAAGCCGCACGCCAGGACCCGGAUACGGACCUCUCAGUCACCCUUGACAACGUUAUCAAAGAAGCUAAACUUUUCUGUUUGUUGCAACACAGGAAUAUUGUGCAACUUGAAGGUGUGUGUUUACGGGAACCGAAUAUGUGUCUUGUGUUGGAAUAUUGUCGGGGUGGUUCUUUGAAUCGGGUGUUAACUGGCAGAAAAAUACGACCGGACGUGUUAGUUGACUGGGCGAUUCAAAUUACAAGGGGUAUGGACUAUUUACACUGUAGAGCACCUAUUUCACUCAUACAUAGGGAUUUAAAAAGUUCAAAUGUUCUCCUAUUGGAGGCGAUCGAAAACGACGAUUUACAAUUCAAAACACUGAAAAUAACGGAUUUUGGUUUGGCUCGUGAAGUUUACAAAACGACGAGGAUGUCUCAAGCUGGAACGUACGCUUGGAUGGCGCCCGAAGUAAUCAAAAACUCAACAUUUUCAAAAGCUUCGGACGUUUGGAGUUUUGGAGUAUUACUUUGGGAGUUAUUAACCGGAGAAACGCCGUACAAAGGAAUUGAUACUUUAGCUGUAGCUUAUGGAGUCGCCGUUAAUAAAUUAACUCUACCCAUUCCCAGCACGUGUCCAGAACCGUGGAGAGAUCUUAUGGAAGCUUGUUGGGAAUCAGAUCCACACCAUAGACCAUCAUUUGAAGAAAUUCUCCACGCUUUAGAAGGAAUAGUAAAUUCGGCAUUUACUCAAACACCUCACGAAAGUUUUCAUACGAUGCAAGACGAUUGGCGGCAAGAAAUCGAAGCGGUCCUCCUUGAUUUGCGUAAUAAAGAAAAGGCAUGUAAAACGUACGAGGAGGAAUUACGAUGUCGAGAGGAGGAUCUUUAUAAAGCCCAAAUACAGCAUAAAAUGCACGAAGAGAAGUUGAGGAAACGAGAACAAGAGUUACAAGCGAGAGAAUAUGAAUUGUUGGAGAGAGAGUUGGAUUUUAUGAUUAAACAGCAAGCACCUACACCCAAAAAAAGAAAAGGUAAAUUUAAACUUAAAGAGAAAUUGAAGAAAGAACCUGGAUCGAUUAUUAGUUCACCGUGCGAUUUUCAACAUAAAAUCACCGUUCUUCCUUUGAAUCAACAGAUAGCAUCUCCUAAUAGUCCACCUGGUUCACCUGCGAUACCUCGUUUACAAGCAAUAGUUCUGCCGCCGGAUGGCGUAAAAGGGAAAACUUGGGGUCCUAGCACGUGCCACCAGCGGGAACGCGGCCAAAUACCAAUGUUGCGUUCGAAUCCGAGGGCUGGGAUCAGCUCGGUGAGCGCCCCAAACCUGAUCAGGCCUCGUUUAGCGAUCACCAGGCCAGCCCACGACAUAGGCGUCUCUAAGGAAAAGUUACCUGUUAUGUAUUUUGUACCGCCAGAAGAUUGGGCCCCGGAAUAUCCCAUCCCUGGAACUGGAAUUAGACAUAAUGUGCCUAUACCGACUUUGUACAAUAUAGACGGAUUAAAAACUAAACCAAAAUUGGGAAUCAUCGAAUUGGUUUUAUAUAACUUAGCGGCGAUGUUAGCUGGAGUUGCUUCUGGUUAUGAUGUUCGGUUAUCAAACGUUUCACCCGUUCAUCCAAAAUUGCAACCUCACAGAUCUGAACCAAGCGGUUAUGAAGUUCAACCAUGGCGUACAGAACCGGAGUUUGAUUAUUCAACAUCCACAUUUAGCCACAACACCUAUCACGGGCCAAUUCGUCACUAUCGCCCAUUACUUUCCAAUUCGCAAUUAAUGCCUUCACAACAACAGCAGCAGCAACAACAACAACAACACGAUAGCGGCCAAUUUACUGAUUCCCCUCAACACCUACCUUUAAUAACACCAAAUCCCUCACCUAGAAGAAAAUCUAGUUCGACUAGUAACGAUGGAAGCGAACUUUACACUCCUUACGAUCGAGCGGCAACAAUUUACAUCCCUGGUGAUUAUAAUUGCCAAAUGAACGAAUCUGCAACUCCCCAACACAUUUUAGGCUGUUGUAUACGACCGGAAAAUAACUACAGGGCUGAAACGAAUUUAGGAUUUAAUUUUCAUCCAGGUGAUUGUAUUCAUAGUUCGGAAUAUAGUAGUGGAACUACGACUUUAUACGGUUAUAGCACUGAUUAUGCUUAUGAUAAUCCAACUAGUAGUUCAAUAAGCGUUAGUAGUCAAAGCGGAUCGAGAACGCCCCAAAGAUUAUUAAGCGGACAUCGAAGAACGCCAUCAAACGUCUCUUCGAAUUCCGGGAGUAUUAUUAAUCCGUUUCGAAUGGAAGAUGAUAACAGUUCUUAUACUCCUCCGAGUCAUUUUGUUAGAAGAUAUCCCCCCACGAUUGAAACGACGGCGACAUCAAACGAGUACAAUUCGAUUUAUUCAAGGCAAAAUUCGCACGAAUCGAUGACGACGAAUAAUUUUGAACGACCGACGACGUUGGAAACGGGUGGUUAUACGAAGUUACGGUCGAGUUUGAAAAAAAAUAACUUUACUUCGAAUAAUCAACAAGGGCAUUCGGGUGGGAACACACCAACUAAUCCAACGCCUCCGGAUAGUUUAACGAGCGAUGAUAGUUCUUACGUUUCGGCUAAGGAUAGUAAUUGUUCGGUGAGUAGGGUGAGGUUUUCGCCGAUUUUAAUGGAUCUUAAUGUGCACGAAAAUUCUUCGAUGGCUUUACCCGGUAGAAGAACAAGACAACGACCGUCUUUAGCUGAUAUUGAAAAAGAAUUUGCUUCGUAAGUUAUAAUUAUGAUUAAUUUCGGCGGGUUAAAAAAA